AUGGAAUCCGAAGAAAAUCUCCAAGAAAAAAUUGGGCCAUUUACCAGCAACAAUCUGGAAAUCCGACCUCCGUUGACCCCGCAGAAUAUAAUCUCAGCUGACUCGUCCAAUUCUGUAACAGGCUCCACCUCCAUUCAGGAUCGUUUCGAUGAACGGCAGGUUAAUUCCGAUUCUAGUACACUCCAAAAAUCCGGUUCCCGAAAGCGAAAACAGGCAGAGCCAAGAUGUAUUCCAUCCAAAAAGGUUGAAAAAAAGGUAUCCGAAUACUUCAAAUCUGAAAAGGUGGGUAAAGCAUUCACAAUUCUUGAGUUUAAAUGUACGCAGACAAAAAGGCAUUUUUUACGUGUUCACGGUUUCAACUGUUCUCUUACAGAUUUCGAUACCUAAACCGAAGUUAUCGUUGUCUGCCCCGACAGAUCUUGGAGAUGUCCAACCACAGACCUCAUCUACCUUUGAAGGUGACAUUCCAGGCUACGACUAUAGCUACACAAUUCGACGACUUUCAGAGGAGUUGGAAAGUUCAACCAAAGAAAUGGAAAUCCAAAGGAAAAAGAUGAAUGAAUAUCGGGAAGUUAUCCGAGUUCUGCUGGUUGAGAAAUCAAAGGCGCAGCGAAAGAUGGCUCGAGAAAAAAAUUUGGCUAACCAACUCAGAAUAGGCCAAUUUAAGCCUGCUAGGAUUGGAGAACAAUUUCGGGACCAGUGGAAUGAUGGUUAUGCCAUGGAGGAGAUUACUGCGAAGUUAGAGAAGGUUAAAAAGGAAAAGGAGGACAUUCAUAAUGCGCUUUUAGCCUUGAAGAAGAAGAAAACUGCAAAGGAAGCUAAGAAGUAAGUUACUUUUAUACUUUUUGUCUACUGUUAAUUUUAAGAAACUCGAGUGAAACCGAGAACGGAAAAAUGGUCACCGAUGAUGGAUUCAUUAAACCACCGUCUCCAAAAGAAAUGAAUUCUCGGGAGAUAUACGAGCAAGAGGAGAUUUAUCGUCUUCGAAAGGAACACCUCAGAAAAGAAGAAGUUGAACUUCUGAUGGAAAAGGAUAAGUUGGAACGAGAACGUAAUCUGCAUGUCAAAGAGAACAAGAGAAUUCAAUACGAAGAGCAGUCUCGAUUCAAGGACCAUGUCUUAUUGAACGAGCGCUAUCUCUUGAUGUCUUUAUUAGGGAAAGGAGGAUUUAGGUAGGAAGUUUACUCCAUUGUGUAUUCUUGGUUUAGCGAAGUUUGGAAGGCUUAUGACUUGGACGAGAAUCAGUACGUUGCAUGCAAGAUCCAUCACGUUCAUAAAGAUUGGAAGGAGGAUAAGAAGGCCAAUUAUGUGAAGCAUGCGAUGAGAGAAAAGGAUAUUCAUAAGUCUUUAAAUCAUUCCAGGAUAGUUCGGCUCUACGAUCUUUUCACAAUUGACAACGAUUCUUUCUGCACUGUUCUUGAGUACUGUGACGGCAAUGACCUGGACUUCUACUUAAAGCAACAUAAACAAAUCCCGGAAAAGGAAGCCAGGAGUAUUAUCAUGCAGGUAAAGUGACACGGUUUUUAACAAAAAUUUUUGUUAAGGUGGUUAGUGCACUGAAGUAUUUGAAUGAAAGAAAGAGUCCCGUUAUCCAUUAUGAUCUGAAGCCAGCGAAUAUUCUGCUGCAAUCAGGGACUGCUGGAGGUGAGAUAAAGAUCACGGAUUUUGGAUUGUCCAAAACUAUGGAAAACUCGGAUGACGGAGAGAGUAUUGAGCUCACAUCUCAGGGAGCUGGAACGUACUGGUAAGUUCCUAUGUAGGAUUUGCGAACCAUUUGUAGGUAUCUCCCACCAGAGACUUUCCAAUCGUAUGGUCAUGGAAUCGCCCCGAAGAUCAGUUCGAAGGUGGAUGUCUGGAGUGUUGGCGUCAUUUUCUAUCAGUGUUUGUAUGGAAAAAGAGUAAGUGUACGGCCAUGUGAUCUUUAUUCAUUGAUUUUUUAGCCCUUCGGCCAUGAACGGACUCAACAGCAGAUCCUGCAGGAAAAGACAAUCCUCAAUGCUUGUGAAGUCUCCUUUCCUCAAAACCCAAAGAUCAGUUCAGGAGCUCAAGAUUUCAUCCGCUGCUGCCUCCAAUACAACAAAGAUGAUCGUUCCGAUGUUUUUCAACUCUCUAAACACGAAUAUCUCAGAGGGCGGUCCCUCAAAAGUGUCUGA
Molecule: messenger RNA, 2153 nt
Organism: Bursaphelenchus xylophilus (pine wood nematode)
Lineage: Eukaryota; Metazoa; Nematoda; Chromadorea; Rhabditida; Aphelenchoididae
Source: the annotation of a GenBank genome assembly